Molecule: messenger RNA, 1442 nt
Organism: Telopea speciosissima
Lineage: Eukaryota; Viridiplantae; Streptophyta; Magnoliopsida; Proteales; Proteaceae
Product: 26S proteasome regulatory subunit 6A homolog
Exons: 10
Coding region: 66-1337 (423 amino acids)
Biological process (GO): proteasome-mediated ubiquitin-dependent protein catabolic process
Cellular component (GO): proteasome regulatory particle, base subcomplex
Molecular function (GO): ATP binding; ATP hydrolysis activity; proteasome-activating activity
Source: RefSeq, a predicted model, not a curated record
UUAAAAGCUUCUUAUUGUGCCUUAUUCCUUCUAAGCCGAGUUCGACUUCUCUCGCUCUCUCGAUAAUGGCCUCAGCAAUGGUUGAAGACAGCAGCUUCGAAGAUGACCAGCUCGCUUCAAUGUCAACUGACGACAUUGUUAGGGCUUCCAGGCUUCUUGAUAACGAAAUUCGGAUCCUUAAGGAAGAGUUGACGAGAACAAAUCUAGAGCGGGAUUCCUUCAAGGAUAAGAUAAAAGAGAAUCAGGAGAAGAUCAAGCUCAAUAAACAGCUGCCUUACUUGGUCGGGAACAUAGUUGAGAUUUUGGAAAUGAAUCCAGAAGAUGAGGCGGAAGAAGAUGGUGCUAAUGUUGAUCUCGACUCUCAAAGGAAGGGGAAGUGUGUUGUACUAAAGACAUCCACUCGGCAGACAAUCUUUCUGCCUGUUGUUGGGCUUGUGGACCCUGAUAAGUUGAAACCGGGUGAUUUGGUUGGAGUGAACAAGGACAGCUACUUGAUCUUGGAUACACUUCCAUCUGAGUAUGAUUCACGGGUAAAGGCUAUGGAAGUUGAUGAAAAACCAACUGAAGAUUAUAAUGACAUUGGGGGGCUGGAGAAGCAGAUUCAAGAACUUGUUGAGGCUAUUGUGUUGCCUAUGACUCACAAAGAGCGGUUUCAAAAGUUAGGAAUUCGUCCACCCAAAGGAGUGCUUUUGUAUGGACCUCCAGGAACUGGCAAAACAUUAAUGGCUCGUGCUUGUGCAGCACAGACAAAUGCCACCUUCCUGAAGCAAGCUGGUCCACAACUUGUACAGAUGUUCAUUGGGGAUGGAGCAAAACUUGUACGUGAUGCUUUUCAGCUUGCCAAAGAAAAGUCUCCCUGCAUCAUCUUUAUAGAUGAAAUUGAUGCAAUUGGCACAAAGCGGUUUGAUAGUGAAGUGAGUGGGGAUAGAGAAGUCCAACGGACAAUGUUGGAAUUGCUUAAUCAGCUUGAUGGUUUUAGCAGUGACGACCGGAUAAAGGUAAUAGCCGCAACUAAUCGAGCUGAUAUCCUGGAUCCUGCUCUCAUGCGUUCUGGUCGCUUGGAUCGUAAAAUUGAAUUCCCCCAUCCUACUGAAGAAGCGAGAGCUCGUAUCUUACAGAUCCAUUCAAGAAAGAUGAACGUCAACCCCGAUGUAAAUUUUGAAGAGUUGGCUCGCUCAACAGAUGAUUUCAACGGGGCACAGCUAAAAGCUGUUUGUGUAGAGGCAGGCAUGCUAGCUCUUCGUCGGGAUGCAACUGAGGUGAUGCAUGAAGACUUCAAUGAAGGCAUCAUUCAGGUUCAGGCAAAGAAGAAAGCCAGCUUAAAUUACUAUGCAUAGAUAUGUGCAACUUUUGUACCCCUUUUGUUUUAUCAAAUGAUUGCAUGAAGGCUAGUUUGUUUCAAUUUUAGUAGAUGACUGCAGAGGAAGGUUUAAUUCUUUCUU